Molecule: messenger RNA, 1382 nt
Organism: Bubalus bubalis (water buffalo)
Lineage: Eukaryota; Metazoa; Chordata; Mammalia; Artiodactyla; Bovidae
Gene: IL37
Product: interleukin 37
Exons: 6
Coding region: 448-1203 (251 amino acids)
Biological process (GO): inflammatory response to antigenic stimulus; cytokine-mediated signaling pathway; positive regulation of gene expression
Cellular component (GO): nucleoplasm
Molecular function (GO): cytokine activity
Source: RefSeq, a predicted model, not a curated record
GGAAGCCUGGUGUGCUACAGUCCAUAGGGUCACAAAGAGUCAGACACAACUGAGCUACUGAACAACAACACCACCUGCCUGAACACCAUGAGGAUGGGGACUUUCCUGCACCUCCCAGGUUGUCUUCCCAACCUGUGUCUCGUCUUUCCUUCCAUUUACAUCUCUUUCCUACAUCACUGUUGUCAGACUAGAUGGGUACCCACACAGUCUAUCUCAAGCACUGUGAAAUGUGUUGAAUGGAUGUACCAUGAUCCUUGGCAAUGUGAUACUACCCACAGGAAUUCCUUUAUACCUUUGGUAUGAAAGAUGGCAGGCAAUGAGUGAUGAACUAAUAACCUCAGAUGCCAUCAAUGACUAGCUGGAGAGAUGCUGCAUUUGCAUAUAGGCUUCCAAACUGAUUACUCAAAGUGAGGAUCACGCCUGGUCCCUCCAGAGUAUAAGACAACAAUGCUCCAGGGGCCCAAAACAGAGCCACAGACUUCGGGGAUCCCUGACCCAGGUCCUGCCCUUCAUCCCAGCCUCCUGUUGAGUCAUUUCCUCACACUGAAAAUGUCCGUUUUGGAGGAGAACCCAGGUAUGAAAAUGGACUGUGAAGACUGGGAAAGAGAUGAACCUCAGUGCUCCUCAGAAGACCCAGUCAGAGAUGCCUUGGAGCCAGGCCCCAGCCUCACCUCCAUGAGUGCUGCCCAUGCAGGUCCCAGAGUGAAGGCCAACGGCCCAGAGAAAUUCACCAUCCAUGACGGGGAUCAAAAAGUUUUGGUCCUGGACUCCAAGACCCUCAGAGCAGUUCCGUAUAAGACUUACAUACUCCCAGAAAUCUUCUUUGUAUUAGCCUCCCAUGUGAAGUCAGCUUAUGAGCACAAAGGAAGCCCCAUUUUUCUGGCUGUCUCAAAAGGCGAGCUGUGUCUCUGCUGUGACACAAACAAAGGACACAAGCCAUCCCUGCAGCUGAAGAAGAAGAAACUUUCCAACCUGGUGGCCCAGAAGAAAGGGAAAUAUCUGCCCUUCAUCUUUUAUCGGAAUAAAGUCGGCUCUCGGAAUACCUUAGAGUCGGCUGCCCACCCUGGAUGGUUCGUCUGCACCUCCCCAUAUCCUGGGAAACCAGUCGAAAUGACAAAACAUUGCGGAAGAAGGAAAAUCACUGAGUUUUCAUUCCAGCACAUCCACAAAGCCGAAAUGAGCCCCAGUGAAGUCAGCGAAUAAGAAACAGCCCCAUCAGAUGCCUUCCUGCCCUUUUUUCUCUAACUGGUGUACCAAUGGCAGAAGAACAUGGGAGCUACUCAUUAACCUCUUUUCGUUUCUUAAUAGUGUUAUAGCCAUGUGUUCCGGGAAACAAACUCACUCAGAAGGACAAUGCAGAUAGUGCAGGCAGUUUAUUACAC